Sorghum bicolor (sorghum) is the source of this 1344-nucleotide messenger RNA. Its product is annotated as DNA-directed RNA polymerase III subunit rpc8. Lineage: Eukaryota; Viridiplantae; Streptophyta; Magnoliopsida; Poales; Poaceae. The record is from RefSeq and is a predicted model, not a curated record. The transcript has 7 exons. The coding region runs from base 348 to 956 and encodes 202 amino acids. Gene Ontology annotation, cellular component: RNA polymerase III complex. Gene Ontology annotation, biological process: transcription initiation at RNA polymerase III promoter; DNA-templated transcription.
GGCCCAUUUCUAGCCUAUCGAGCGCGUCAGGUAAAAACCCUAUACCUCGCGGCGCCUCCUUCGCCGUCGCCGUGGCUUCCUUCCCGUCGUCGCCGGCUCGCUUUCUCACCUAGGCGCAGGCAGCCCUGCGUUCGCUCCCCGUCAUCGCCGGCUCGCUUCCUCACUGAGGCUCAGGCAGCCCUGCGUUCGCUCCCCGUCGGUCCUCGCUGGGAGCCACACCCAACGGGACAGGGGUGCACCGGCGCCGCCUCCAGCAUUAAUUCGUCGCAUCCAAGCAGGCGCCUCCCUCGCUCCUCGACAGGCUCCUCGGUGGUCGGUUGUUCUAGGCAGGUGGGAAGGCGGGAAGGAUGUUCGCGCUGAGCCAGAUCGAGCACGACCUGCCGAUGCCGCCGCACCUGCUGAGCCGCCCCCUCCCCGACGCCAUCAAAGCCGAGCUCGAGAGGCUCUUCUUGGACAAGGUAAUCGCAAACCUUGGGCUGUGCGUGUCUGUCUAUGAUAUCCGAUCCAUUGAAGGCGGUUCCAUCCAUCCAGGACAGGGCUGCUCGACCUAUAAAGUUUCAUUUCGUUUGCUAAUGUUCAAGCCUUUUAAUGGGGAGGUUCUUGUUGGGAGGAUUAUUGGAUAUGAUGAUAAGGGGUUGCAGGUUUCACUUGAUUUCUUCAGUGACAUUUCCAUACCUGGACACUUGAUGCAGUUUGGCACAGUAAGGGGACCAGAUGGUAGGUGGAUGCUGAAGACUGAAGAUGGCGAUGAGCUUUAUCUAGAUCUAGAUGAUGAGAUAAGGUUCUUGGUUUCUAGCACAAAAUACCCACGUAUCCCAAUUGACCAAAAGGAGGAUGACCCACCAUUUGCUCCAAUGCAAAUUGUUGGAAGUAUUAAAGGAGAUGGCCUUGGUCUUCUUGCUUGGUGGGCAGCUGAUGAAGAGGAGGGGGAGGAGGCGGCAGAGCAAGAGCAAUAGCAAUAGCAUUGUGUUGCUUUAGGGCUCACUUCGUGUAGUUUACAAAAUCAGCCUGGUAGCUGUAGUGUAGGUCAAAUUUCUAGGAUAAAUUAUGUAUGUAUGUAAUCCCCUGAAAUUUUCUUGAUAUCUGUCAGCUAUAUAAUCUGAUAGCGCAGAGAUCUCUCCCUGUAGGGCAUUUCAACAUGCCAGCACCACAGAAGUUCAUUUCUAACAGUGCUUGGUGUUACUCCCCAGCAAACAGCUGGGUAAAAGAUCUUAGAGUGGUGAAAGCGAUAUCUCAUGUAUAAUUUCCUGUGAAGUGAAAAACUGGUGGACACUGUAGAUUUUUUUUUUCCAGCAGUCAUGGUUGGCGCACUUUAUUGUCCUUUGCAGCUUGGUGGCUGAAAAA